AUGGAGACAGAUCUGAGCUUUGCUGCCACUGCCAAGCCCCGCGGUGACCAGUGUGAACUCGCCCACUCGAAGAAUAUGAAAAAGAGUGACUCGGUUAUGUGAAAGUGCUGAGAGGAUGGGUGUUCAGCUGCUGCCUGCAAGCUGAGGGACCCAGAGAUCAUGCAGCAGAAGCAGAAAAAGGCAAACGAGAAAAAGAAGGAAUGCAAGUAA
Molecule: messenger RNA, 210 nt
Organism: Lepus europaeus (European hare)
Lineage: Eukaryota; Metazoa; Chordata; Mammalia; Lagomorpha; Leporidae
Product: small EDRK-rich factor 2-like
Source: RefSeq, a predicted model, not a curated record